AUGUCGGGCCUGCGGUCACUCGGCUGUGGAGACAAGGCCGAAUCAGAGGCCGCACGGCUGGCCGGCUCCCUCCCCUCCCGGCCUUCCCCGGGGACGCGAGCGCGCCGCGUGAGCCGCGGUUCCCGCGCGCAGCAGGCCGCGGCGCCGGGGGGCUGCGGGGCCGGGGCGCAGGGCCCGGAGGCGGGCACACGUGACGGGCCCGCGCGCCUCCCGGGCGGCGUCACGAGGGGCGGGGCGCCGUGGGCCGGGCGGCGGCGGCCCGGCGAGCGGCGCGGGCGCCAGGACGCGGAGCGCGGCGGCCCGGAGCGCGGCCGGGGCCGGGCCAUGUCCGGCGGCGCGGGGGCGGGCGCGGGGCCGCGGCGGCCCGGGCCGCGGAGCCUCAGCUGCGUCUCGGAGGCGGACGGCGCGGCGGGCGCGGGUUCCCGGGCCGGGUCGGGCGCCGGGGCCCCGCGGCGCGCGCGCUCGCUGCCCGGCUCGCCCGAGCGGCGGCCUCCGGGCGCGGGCUGCGGCCGGCCGCUCCGCGUGCGCUUCGCCGACGCGCUGGGGCUGGAGCUGGCGCAGGUGCGGCUGUUCCGCGCCGGGGAGCGGCCGGCCGUGCCCCCGCACGUGCUGUCGCGCCUGGCCGCGCCCGCUGCGCCCGCCUUCACGCUGCGCUGCCUCGUGCCAGACUUCGCGCCGCCCGUCGACGCGCCCGGCUUCGGGGAGCGCGUGCGGCGCCAGCGCGUGUGCCUGGAGCGCGUCACCUGCUCGGACCUGGGCGUGCGCGGCUCGGUGCGCGUGUGCAACGUGGCCUUCGAGAAGCAGGUGGCCGUGCGCUACACGCUGUCAGGCUGGCGCCGCGCGCACGAGGCGGCGGCGCGCUGGCGCGGCCCGGCGGGCGCGGCGGGCGCCGAGGACGUGUUCGCCUUCGCCUUCCCGGUGCCGCCCUUCGUGCUGGCGCGCGGCGCCCGCGUGCACUUCGCGCUGCGCUACCGCGUGGCCGGCGCCGAGUACUGGGACAACAACGACGGGCGCGACUACAGCCUGACGGUGCGCGAGCACCCGCUGCGCCUGCCGCCCGGCGAGUGCGAGGAGAGCUGGAUCCACUUCGUCUGAGCCCGGGAGCCGAGCCCCGGCCGUGCCUCAUGGCCCAGCCCUGGCCAGCUCCUGUCUCCUCCAUCAGUCGACAGCUGAGGAAGAGGAAAACUUACAGCCUGGCAGCCAGCCAGCGGCGCCAGGGACAUCCCGUGCUCCUUCGCCGACCUGCGUCUCCCCGGUCCGCCUCUCUCGGCCGGAGCCCGACCUAUGCAUCGUACAAAACUCUGCCUUACAUCCUUUCAGUUUCCAGGCCACUCUUCGGAAUUUCAGGCGGCAGUGGCCUCUGGCAGUUACCUCUCUGGGCGCUGUCAUCUCCUGUGUCAGGGAGCCCAGUGAUCAUCUUUCAGAAGCCAUAGCCACGCGGAGCCAGGUGUUCCCUGCACCAGCCAGAGCCUGGGAGAAAGACGCUUCUCCACGACUCUCCGGUCAUCUGAAGUUGUGUUUGGUGCGCCCACUCCGUCAACGCCUGUCCAGUGGACUCUGUGCCUUCCUGUCGGGGGUUCUUGACAGCAUCCAAGUGGACUCCCAGUUGGAAAACAAGUGCUUUGCUUAUCUCCAGUCCAGAUGUCAAGGCCUUUAUCCCCCGCAGAGUGCCCUAGUGACUUGAAACUCCCAGCAAGGGGCCAAUGAUUUCUUCCGGUGCUGAGCCUGGGCUCUGAUGGUAGGUGCUAGCACCGCGGGGUGCCAACCCAGCCAGCAGGACACAGUCUCCUUGGGAAGCUGGCUCCCAAGACAGCUGAAACCACUGUGAUCUCGCUUACGAUUGUUCUCACCACUGACUCAACUGUGAAUUUUGGAAUGCUUGUUGACAUUUGUCACGUCAGUAUUUCAAGGAUAUGUUUUGCCUUUUAACCAAUUUGUAAUUUCUCCUCCUUCAGUAACUGCCUUGUUGUGUGUUUGAAACUGCAAGAGCAGAAGUGGUUUUCUUUGCUCCUUUCUGAUACAGGAACUCUGAGUUUUGAUUUUUAAAAUUCUAAUUAAAUUGAUUGACUUUUGGCUAGUAGGGACAGAGAGAGAGCGAGCGAGAGAGAGAGAAGUCUGGCUGUGUUUCCUGCUAUUGAACAGACUGUUUAGUGAGGUUAGCGCGUCCGUGAAGGCCUUGGCGUUGAGGCCUGUUGCCCAGACCUGAGCCUAAGAGAAUCAGCCCGAGUAUUUUGAUCUUAGAAAGCUACCAGAUGUGGUGUAAAGGCAUGUAGAUGAUCCGGGAGGAAUGGAAGAAGAAGUGUGAUCUCUCCCCCAUCCCCACGUUAAGAGAACCUCCAUGUGCCUUUUAAGAAGAUCAGUGUUUCCACACAUAAGUGCUUCAGUGUCCUUGCCCGGCUGAUCCAGAGCUGGGGACAGUCACAGCCCGCAGACACACAUCGCUGAGAUGUUCAAACUCUGUAAUGGAUUGUCUCCCCGACUGUAUCUUAAUGCCUGAUAUUUAAGAUGAUUGAACUCAAGCCUCAUUAUUAAAGUGUAUGUGCCCAAUUAUUAGUGUGUUUUGCUUGUUGUUCUGCUUGCAGCACCAGGGGUCCAGGCCGAGGGCCCUCCAGCGUGCAGAGAAUACGCUGUCCCACGUGGCCCCUUCCUCAGUGCCAGGGGACAUUGCUUUAUCUAUUUACAGACACAAGACAUAUAAUCCUGGAUUUUUAAAUCAUAUUGUCCUCCCCUUCAAGAACAGCAGUCUUCAGCCACCAGUCCCUGCACAGUGCUGGCUGCAGGGGUAGGACGUUGACAGCCCCUUCCAUGGACAGGUGCAGGCCAGAGGCGGCCCUUGGUGUGCAAAGGUUGAAGAAGGCCGUCUUUAAAAACACUGCAAUUUAGUGUCUUGCCUCCCUUUUACAGUUAAGUCAUGCAGUGAUCUUUCUGAGAAGCCACAGUCUCCAAUGCCAGGUCAGGAAGAAAACUCCAGGGGAGCUUAGGGGCUGGGAUAGAAACUGCCCCGUGGAACUCUCGAAACCCCAAGUUCAGAAUCAUCAUGCCUCAUCCUCCUGCCUCCCUGAGUCCCCCCCAAUCAUGGCGAUCUGGCCCAAAUACAAAGCCUUGUGCUUAGGUGGGAAAACUUGCUUUUAUUUUGGCCUUGCUUUAGGGCUGACGUGUUGGUGCUCAAGGAUCACUCCUGGUAGGGCUGGGCCAUCACGUGGCUCUGAGGAUGGACGCCCAGUCAGCUUUGCCUCCUACCCACUGUACUAUCUGACCCAGCACUAUGACUUUUUAAAGUUUAUGGCUCUUUGCCGCCCAUAGUGUUUGAUGCUAUAUUUGAUUUCAUGUUAAUUCAGAAAACCACGCAACCUGGGCGAUAAUAACUCCUUUUCCUAGCUAAUGAAGUUGAAGCUGAGAAGUUUAAUUGAUCUAACGGUCUACAGCCAGCAAGUUGGGAAUUCAAACUACACCUGAGCCUGUGCUUUCUCUUUCUGCCCCGUCCCCGCCCCACACAAUAGGAUGCAUACUGUAUGUUAAAUUGAACUGAAAACCCAAGUUUGGUUGUGAGAAUGUCUCUCAUUAACAUACUUUAAAAUUGUAUCUUAAAGAUUCAGACCAGACGAAGUGAGUGGGUUUUUCUUUUCCCAUGUGGCAGUGUGGUUGCU
This is a messenger RNA of Sorex araneus (European shrew), 3647 nucleotides long. RefSeq names its product protein phosphatase 1 regulatory subunit 3D (gene PPP1R3D). The transcript has 4 exons. Gene Ontology annotation, molecular function: glycogen binding; protein phosphatase 1 binding. The record is from RefSeq and is a predicted model, not a curated record. Bases 1 to 1095 code for a protein of 364 amino acids. Gene Ontology annotation, biological process: regulation of glycogen biosynthetic process. NCBI's taxonomy places the organism in Eukaryota, Metazoa, Chordata, Mammalia, Eulipotyphla, Soricidae. Gene Ontology annotation, cellular component: protein phosphatase type 1 complex.